Molecule: messenger RNA, 2833 nt
Organism: Uloborus diversus
Lineage: Eukaryota; Metazoa; Arthropoda; Arachnida; Araneae; Uloboridae
Product: protein N-lysine methyltransferase METTL21D-like
Exons: 4
Coding region: 1-699 (232 amino acids)
Biological process (GO): peptidyl-lysine methylation
Cellular component (GO): cytosol; cytoplasm
Molecular function (GO): protein-lysine N-methyltransferase activity
Source: RefSeq, a predicted model, not a curated record
AUGGCAGAAGUUGCAACUUCAGUUUCGAUACCUGUAAAGAAUGACACUGAUGGCAAUUUUGAAUUCGUUAGAGAAUUGGAAGUUGAAAGUUGUGACAAAGAUCUUAAAAUCCAUCAAUAUACGGUGGGUGAUGUAGGAUGUGUCGUUUGGGAUGCAGGUAUUGCCUUAGCGAAAUAUUUAGAUCACAGUAAUAAUGCUAAUAAUUCUUUCGUCAGUAAAACUGUUAUUGACAUCGGCUCAGGUACUGGAGUUGUUGGGCUAUUUGCUGCUGCUUUAGGUGCAGAUGUUUUGUUGACAGACUUACCAGAAUUUAUACCUCUAAUACAAAAAAAUAUUGAAUCCAAUCAAGAUAUUCUAAAAGGCUCAGCUUCUGCAUCUGUUCUUGUGUGGGGAGAAGAUGUUGAUAAAUAUCCAACACCUGAUAUUAUUCUUGUAUCUGACUGCAUCUAUUAUGAUAAGUCUGUAGAAUGUCUUGUACCAACUUUAGUAAAUCUUGCAAGUAAUAAGACAGAAGUAUUGAUUUCAUAUGAAGAUAGAAUAAUUGGGAACAAAAAGGAACUGCUGAAACAAUUUUUAGAGGAACUAAAGAAAUCUUUUCAAAUUCAAAUAAUCCAUCCAUCUGAACAACAUCCUCAUUUCCAAAGUCCUGAUAUCCAUUUGUUGAAAUGUAAACUGAAAAAUGCACAUGGAAAUUGCUAAUGAUUGCAAAGUUGAUCACAUCAAACAGUGGGAUGCGUAUUAACACUCUCAAUCACAUUAGUUGAACUUGCAUUUUUAUACAAAAGUUAAAUUUCAUUAAAAGUGAAGCUGAGAAGGUUAUGGACGAAUUGAAAGGAAAACUAGUUUCUUUUUCCUUAACUAAAUGAGCUUAAACUUCAGGAAAUUAAUUUAAUAUGUUCCAUGCUCAUUGAAUAAUUAUAAGAAUUAUUCUAUUUGAAUUUGUGUGACAUAGAAUGAAAUCAGUUCAUUGUGAAAUUUGAAAUGUGAUGAUAUCAUAAAUUGUGAUAAAGAUUAGUAUAGCUUAAUUUACAAAAUGCAAACAAUCCUUUGUUAGAAGAAUGUAAGAACCCUUUGAUUUUCAAUUUACUUGAAAAUGUGUUGAAAAAUUCCAAAAAAUCAAAGAUGGCAGUAGAUUAAUCUGUAGAUAAAAUAUAUUUUAAAAUAAUUUUUAGUACCUAUAUUAAUUUGAUAUUAAUUUGUGCCAUAAUUGUCAUAGAAUAAACAUUACUGCUGUGUACAUUAUUUUUUUUAGGUUUAAAAAAAAUUAUCUGGCUUUCUUUCAUAUUUUUUGUUGCAACUUAAACUUUUUGCCCCCUUUUGCUUACAUUUGAUUGAAACAACAAAUACUGUGGAUUUUUUGGUCGAACACAAAAAUAUACAUAAUAUAAUUACAGUACAAAAAAUACUUUUGUAAGCAAAACAUUUAUCUGCAUGUACUAUCAGAUGUUUUAAAGUAGAGUAACGUAUGUUUUUAAACUUCAUAUUGUAACUAUUUUUAAGACUAUUAUCUAAUACUUGCACUACACUGCAAAUUAUUUUCUAAGUUACUCCUUCGAAAAGUGGCACACAAGAAUGGAUUCUGAUCAGAUUGCUGAAUAUUCAGAAAGCGGUGAUUUACAAAGUCUAAAGCUGUACCCAGAUUUGCACAAGCAUGCAGAACAAGUGACUGCAUUUACAUGACUUUUGUACCACUCCUGCUCUGAAUCUGUUUUUCAACACUAGAUUCUAAUCUAAAUACAGUUUGACAGCGAUGAAAUAUCAUUGCAACUUUCGUAUAAGCUAGUAAUUUCAUUGAACAUUUUACUAUAUUUUUCUACUUUUUGACUGAAACAUUUCUAUGGUAGUUUUGAAACUUUUACUGUAUGUUAACACAAAUGCCAAUAUGUUUUGUACACUUUACAUAAGUAAUAACACUCCAAAGUUUAGAAGAAAUCAAAAAUGAAAAUUCAUGUUAUUUAUUCGAUUUGCAUUAAAUAGGAAUUAACUGCUGUGAGAAGAAAAGAGCAUAUUUCUUGGAAGCCUUAAAUGAUUGAGUGCCUUACGUACAAUUUGCAUGUGCCAUUUUAGUGUGUCCAGAGCAUCCAAAAAGAAGUGAUACAUCAUAAAAUCUAAGGUAGUAAUCCAACAUUUGCACAUUGAAACACUAAGAUUAAAGAAACUUUAAUGAUGAAUUCAAUUCGUUUCUUUGCCUUUUAAAGUGAUGUCUAUACUGCCAUGCUAAGCACAAAUUUCAUAUCUGCAGAUGAGUACAAAAUGAGAAAUUGCCUUUUUAAGUUUUACACUUCAUGUACUUGAUUCAGAUGCCACUUUUCAGAAUUUUUAGAAACAUUUUUCCCAUUCACAAAUGAUUACAAAGCAUUGUAUUUAGGUAAAUUGUUUCAAAACACCAACUAGUGCCCAUAACUAAUUUUGAUAAAAAGGGCAGAUAUGACUUUUGUUCUUAGUAUGGUAGUAUAAUAAAAGGACAAGUUAUUUUAAAGUAUUAGUAAAUAUAAAUUGCUUUUUAUUUUUUAAACAUGACACUCAGGAGUGAUUCUGUGUAAUUUAAAGUAUUCUGAAAGAACAGAGAAGACCAAUUAACGAAAAAAAAAUAGGGAUACAAGGCAGAACAAAUUUGUGUAUGUUCUACUAAUAUUUUAAUAGUUAUUGAACUAUAAUAUUUUAAAGAAAAUUUUCAGAUAUGCAAUUAAUUUGGUAUAAGUCUUCGUAAAAAGUCUUUUUGACCUUAACUAAAACUUUUAGAAAUCACAUUUUGUGUCAAAUUCAUUUUAAUAUGAAACAAAUUAAAUUUGAUGUAAGGAAUAAUUCAUUAAGUAUAACAAAAUUUGUAAUA